AUGGAGUCGACGAAGGUGGGGGGCCCCGCGGCCGGAAGCCCCAGAUCCCGCUCUCCGGCCCUGCCGGCGUACGGGGUCACCGGGGACGAGAACAUCGACUACAUCAUCAGCGACUACAUGGAACGGCUGGGAACGAGGCUGAACAUCCUGGAGACGGAGCUCAAGUACGCGUGGCGAGCGCUGGACCUGCUAAGCCAGGAGUCCAUCAAGAUGUGGGAGAGGCUGGAGAAGCUGGAAGGCCUGCUCUACGAGCAGCAGACCGUCAUCAGCCAGCUGAUCGAGUUCUACGCCAGCGGAGGGCACGCCGGCGAGGCCGCGACGGCGGUCGAGGAGACCCUGGCCGGUCGGCACGGCUCCGUCACGGAGCUCGACGACGUUGCUAAGAGUCUGGGCGCGGCCAUGGGGAUGGAGGAUGCCCAAGUCCUGAGGGACGCCCUGGCGCAUCAGGAGAUGGCCAGGAUGCACGGUAUGGCGCAGGACGGCAUCGCCGCGGCGGCUGGGGCGACCGACGCGCAUAGGAACCUUCGAAAUCUGGAGACCUUGGAGACUCUGGAGGAGGAGGUCAACGCCCCGGACGAGGCCUUCUACAGGAGCUUGAACAACGCCUACCGCGAGGAUCUGAUUUGCGGGGACACGUCCAGGCCGACCUCCCAGCUGGGCAUGAUUUGGGAGGAAGCCGAGGAGGUGGAGGACGCCAACGGCAGGAAGGAGGGGGAGGCCAAGGCGGGCUCGAAGAAGGGGCCCGGGAAGGAGCGGGAGGACCCGGAGGAGACCAGCCCUGCCCCGGGGCCGGAGGCGGAGGACCUGGCCCGGGCGACGAGCGACGGGCUGGCCCCGGAGGACGAGGACGCGGGGGAGGUCUUCAGUGCGGCCGACUACAAGAGUUAUCGUGGGAACACGCCGUGCAUCAGCGAACAGGACUUGGCGCAGCUCUCCAGACUGAGCUCCAUCGACCAAGUGGCUCUGGAGAAACUCGACGAAUUGGACAGACUGACGAGCAAGUUGCAAAAGGACUCGCAGAACUUGGUGGAACUGCAGACCAGGCUGAUGGAGUCGCCGAAACGUCAAUACUCGAGCGAGGCCGAGGCCAAGCUGGCCGAGGAGGCCAGCAGCAUCGACGAGCAGUUGCGGAAGAUCUACGCGGAGACGGACGUGGACAAUUGGACCUACUCGAAGAGUCCGAGCUCGACGGGUCGCUCGGUCUCCAGGGUGAGCACGGACAGCGGCCUCGCAACGGACGGCGACUUCGCGGCGCGAUCCGCCUCCCCCAGGCCGACCUCGGCGCCGAGGACCAACCUCGAGUCCGCCGCCGCGAGCUACGCGCCGUCCCGGCUGGGCUUCGCCGGCGGCCUCCUGGAGAAGGACGCGGAGCCGGUGAUCCAGCUGCCCAUCGACGUCGGUAGCUUUGCCAAGGGCUACGCCGAGAACAAGGAGCUGACGGACCUCAUGGUGGAGAGCUUCGCCGCGGUGACUUGCGCCUCGCCGACCGUCUACGGCCCCACGGCCGACAAGAUUCCCUCCCCGACGCUAUCGGUCCACAGCGUCCACAGCGUCCAGAGCCUCCGGACCCGGCAGGACGGAUACUUCGGCGGCGGCGCGAGGCCGGGCCUCGACUUUCCCGAGAGCAGGACUCCGCCGAGCCCUUCCCCGAGUUCCCCGCCGCCGCCGGCACCCAAGGACACCAGGGACACCGGCGAGAGCUUUCUGAUGGCCGGCUCCGAGGCCAGAGACCCCGAGGCGAAGAGGGCCCAGAGUCCGGGCUUCCUGAGAAGCGCCGAGAAGAUCGUCUCGAUGGAGCAGGGUCGCCUCAGUCCCAGGACCCCGCAUUCCCCGAAAUCCCCCAAGAUCUCGCCGAAGCACCUCGGCAAGGCCGGGAGCGCCAACAUCGUCGCGGCCAAGUCGGACUCGGGACUGUCCUCGAUGAGUGGCUGGAGCAGCCUGGACAAGUCCCCGGGGUCCCCGAAGAGCUCGAUCGGGAAACUCCUGACGUCGUACUCUCUGGACCAUGCGAGGGCUCCGCUGAUUCCCGCGCCCCAGGCUCCGAGAUCCGCCAGUCCGAUCCCGCCGCUGCCCGAGACCGACGUCGCCUUCGUCGCUCAGGAACCGCUCUACGACACUCCCGAGGGGAGGGACGCGUUCGCCGCCGCCGCCGCCGCCGCCGCUGCCGCCGCCGCGGGGGCGCCCGCCACCGUGGCCAACCACCUCUCGGCGUUCCCGGCCAUGGAGUUGGCGGCCGCCAAGGACGAGUACGGCUUCGUCCCCCCGCCGGCUCCCAGCGUGGCGGCCUGUCAAAGUCCAAAGAAACGGCUGCGCCAGCAGAGCCUGCAACACGCCUACGACGCCGUGCCCACCGACCCCGCCCCGGACUACGUCUAUCGGUCGGAACAGCCGGCCAUCUACUCGGUGGCCGGAAGCAACCGGCAGCAAGUCAUCACGAGCGUCUACACCAGCGGCUCCGGGGCCUACGGCUGGAGAAACGUGUCCUCCGGGUACUACCCCGAGACCACCGACAGGUACUCCGGUUUCCAGGAGAACGUGGCCGCGCUGCAGUACACCGAGGCAAUGAUGCCGGCGAGCGUCAUGUCGUCGCAUGCCAAAAAGCCGCUCAGGGCCUUGUCUUGCGGAGAGGGGAUGUCCAAUCACGAGGGCUAUAAAAACGCGAUGUACCGCACCAUGUUCCCCACCGGAAACAUCACCGACGCUCUCUCGUACUACCCGACGAGCGCGAACCUCCCGCGCACCGAGACCACCGAGAGUUCCUGGCUCAACUCCAUGGAGAGUCAGAUCCCCCACGACUCGACCUCCUCUAGCAUCAGGUCGCUCACCUCCGACGGAAGCUAUUCGCAGAGUCCUUACACCGACAGGAGAUAUCCCCAGCCUCCGGCCUAUCAGGCUCAGCAAUAUCAUACCUACGCCAAUCAGAACUAUCCUCAGACGUACCAGCAACAGUAUCAGCCGUACGGCCAGCUGCUCACGCAUUCCGAAAGCGCUCAGCUGACGGACGAGUUUCAAAGGCAAUGGCAAAGGGAGCACCAGUACAUUCAGGAUCACGAGAGCGGGAGAAUUCCCUCGGAGCAGUCUCAGCUGCAACAGACCGAAUACUUUGAUGCCUCGAGCGUUAUAGUCUCGCAAUCGGGCUACAUCAGCAUAUCCGCCGACAUUAAAGACCACGAAGAAGCCAAGUUGACGAAGAAAGUUAGACGCGGUUCGUCUCUAAAAAACGCGAUGAGCUCCAUGAGUAGUUGGCUCCCGGACUUGCAUUUGAGUAAACGGCACAGGAGCCAAUCCCUCCCGGGGGGCGUAAGGCGAGAGGAUCUGGAUGCCCCUCAGGAAGCGGUGCCUCAGCAAAGAACGUCGGUGGAUAUGUCCGGCACCAGGGGACGGGGCAGGACCCAGGCCCUACGGAAAAAGAAGAAACACACGCUCGUUUCGACGGUCUCCGGGAUCCUGCAAAAGGCAAAACGUAAAAGUCACCAGUCUCAGUCCCUGUCGGAUCCGGAGCAAUCCGAGACCGAGUGGAGUAGCGGCAGGCAGAGCGGAUUGUCCGAGGACGAGGACAGCGUCAUGUCGGACGCGAACCAGGACCAACAACCUCCGUUCUUUGCCAAAGUAAAGACCAGCAGCGGCAAAAGGAAGCCGCCUCCGCAGCAAAUUCAAGCUCAGCAACAGCCGCAGCAGCAGCACCAGCAGCAGCACCAGCAGCAGCACAAAGAGUACCUGUUGCAACAGCAACAGAGUCUCCAGCAGCAACAACAGGCGUUGCAACAGCAAAUCCAGCUGCACCAGGAGCAGUUGCAGCAGCAAGUGACCCAGGAAGCCGGGUCGAAGGAGCGGAAACCCGAGGGGAGCGAGCACGAGUUUUCGGAUCUCGUGGCGGCGGCCGAAGAGGAGGCUUCCGGGAAAAGCACGGGUUCCGGUUCCGGAGGUUCCUCCAUCUUCGCCACGGUAGGGGACAUCAAGCGGUCCACCGGGAGCUCCGACGAAGCGCCCAACGAGAAGGCCCCGAAACUGCCGCCCGUUACUCUAAUGGGCGGAGCAAGCAUGGAGUUCGCGGUCUCUAGAGCGUUGGGGAAGUAUCGACAGAGACAGUCGUCGACGGUUUCCGACGAGCAGCCGAUCGCCGAGGACUCGACGACGGAGAAGAGGUCCGACGACGACGGCGCUCCGACGUCCUCGGAGACGGCGGAAUUCCCCGAGGACGCCGUCUCGGAGAAGAGCGAGAAGACCGGAAGGCUGCCCGAGCUGGUGACCAGCAUAUCCGAGGAGGCGCCGCCUUCCGAGGGAAGUCCGUCGGCGUCGAGCGCGAGGGGAUACCCCCUCUCCGGGAGCAGGUUCCUACCGCGCCAUCAGCAGUCCCUGGACAUCCCGUGGGCGGGACGGACGGGGGAGGGCGACGAGGACAACCGCAGCACGCACUCCCACAGAAGUACCUCCCGGGUCUCGUCGAGGAGGCAGAGCACCGAGGACUCGAUCGACUCCGAGGACGAAUGGUACUGCUACGAGCUGAGGAAGCUGGAGGAGCUGGAGCGACAAACUCAGAUCGAGAGCGAGAUGGGGGAGAUCCUGGUGGAGGAGCCCGAGGAGGCCGAGCCCUCCCAGCCGGGCGAGGACGUCAAGGAGCGAAUGUCCUUCGUCCUGAGGGAACUGCGACUCAAGGCCAAGCCUAGGACCGAGGAGGCCGCUCCCGCGGAGAAGGAGGAUCGACCCCGCGCCACCAAGACCGGCGAGAGUCCGCACGGCAAAAGGAGCUCCGGCGACCUCGACAAGAGAUACCGCGACGAGAAACCCAUUCCCAAGAAGAAGGACGCCGAAAGCGUGGAGACCCUCUUUGCCAGGGUGACGGAUUACCACACGUGGGCGCACGCCGAGGACGCGAAGAGGGAGGAGCGGGCCCUCCAGACGGAGGAGGGCUCCUCCGGGGAGACCUCCGGCCCCGACAGUCCGGGCCAGUCCACGGACGAGGAGGAGGCGGAGGAAGAAGAGGAGGAGGACGCGAACGAGGCGCGGUCUCGCCGCAGCUCCAGCGGGUCCACCCUGAGGCAGGGCGAGAGGGUCCUGCAGGGCUCGGACUCCCUCUCUCGCGAAGGGAGCGUGAGCGUCCCUCCGAGCGAGGUGUCGGUCAGCAUCCCCGGGACCUGGGGCUCGGAGAGCACCGUGCUCGAGGGCGAGCGGGAAGGCGCCGACAGCGCCGAGACCGGCAACACCACUCUCAGCCUGCCCAGAAUCAAGAUCGACUCCUCGUCCUGCGGGAGCUCCGACGCCACUCUCAAGGACGGUCAGAUCAGCCCCGGACCUCCGGGCUCCAAGUGGAAGUUGCUCAAGGCUCUGAAGGAGCGCAAAGCCGAGGAAAAGCUCAAGGAGGUCGAGGACGCCAAGGACGCCGCCAUCGCUCAGGCCCCGACGGCUAACGGCAGCGGACCUGGCGGCGAAUCCGGAGGACGAGCCAACGGACACCCAGGGGACAACCCUUUUUACAGCAACAUCGACAGCAUGCCGGACAUCCGUCCAAGACGCAAGUCCAUUCCUCUGGUCUCCGAGCUGGUCUUGAAGACGAUAGCAGCUACCAAGAGGAAUGCCGGCUUAACAUCCGCCGUUCCGAGAGCGACCUUAAACGACGAGGAAUUGAAGAUGCACGUCUACAAGAAGACGCUGCAGGCGAUGAUCUACCCGAUAUCCUCGACGACGCCCCACAACUUCGUAACGUGGACCGCCACCUCGCCGACGUACUGCUACGAGUGCGAGGGCUUGCUUUGGGGCAUCGCUCGGCAGGGGGUCCGGUGCAUGGAGUGCGGCGUCAAAUGCCACGAGAAGUGCAAGGACUUGCUCAACGCGGACUGCCUACAGAGGGCCGCGGAAAAGAGCUCGAAGCACGGGGCCGAGGAUAAAGCGAACAGCAUCAUCACGGCCAUGAAGGAAAGGAUGAAGCAGCGGGAGCGGGAGAAGCCGGAAAUCUUCGAGCUGAUUCGCACGACGUUUUCAGUCGACCCGGAUACCCACAUAGACAGCCUCGAGCAGGCCGAGCAGAUGGUCCUCGAGGGCACCAGCAAGUGGUCCUGCAAGAUCGCCAUAACAGUGAUCUGCGCCCAGGGACUCAUCGCCAAGGACAAGAGCGGCACGUCCGACCCCUACGUCACCGUUCAGGUCGGCAAGGUGAAGAAGCGCACGAGGACCGUGCCGCAGGAGCUGAACCCCGUCUGGCACGAGAAGUUCUACUUCGAGUGCCACAACUCCUCGGACCGCAUCAAGGUCCGCGUGUGGGACGAGGACAACGACCUCAAGUCGAAGUUGCGGCAGAAGCUGACCCGAGAGAGCGACGACUUCCUGGGCCAGACGAUCAUCGAGGUGCGCACCCUGUCCGGCGAGAUGGACGUUUGGUACAACCUGGAGAAGCGCACCGACAAGAGCGCCGUCUCCGGCGCCAUCAGGCUCCACAUCAGCGUCGAGAUCAAGGGCGAAGAAAAAGUGGCGCCGUACCACGUGCAGUACACCUGCCUCCACGAGAACCUCUUCCACAGCCUGUGCGAGAAGAACGACGGCAUGGUGACGCUGCCCCAGGCCAAGGGCGACGACGCCUGGAAGGUUUACUUCGACCCGCCCGGGGAGGAGCUGGUCGACGAGUUCGCGAUGCGCUACGGCAUCGAGAGCAUCUACCAGGCCAUGACGCACUUCCACUGCCUCUCGACCAAGUAUCUGUGCCCCGGCGUGCCCGCGGUCAUGUCGACCCUUCUGGCCAACAUCAACGCCUACUACGCCCACACGACGGCCAGCUCCGCCGUCUCGGCCAGCGACAGAUUCGCCGCCAGCAACUUCGGGAAAGAGAAGUUCAUCAAGCUGCUGGACCAGCUGCACAACUCGUUAAGGAUCGACCUCUCGAUGUAUCGCAACAACUUCCCGGCCUCGAGCAAGGAGAAGCUGAUGGACCUGAAGAGCACGGUGGACCUCUUGACGAGCAUAACCUUCUUCCGAAUGAAGGUUCAAGAGCUGUCGAGUCCGCCGAGAGCGAGCACCGUCGUCAAGGAAUGCGUGAAGGCCUGCCUGAAGGCGACCUAUCACUUCCUCUUCGAGCACUGCUACGAGCUCUACAACAGGGAGUUCCAGGCCGACCCCAGCGAGGUAAAGAAGGUCCCCGAGGACAGCGGGCCCCGGCUGGACUCCCUCGACUUCUGGCACAAGCUGAUAGCCCUGAUCGUCUCGGUGAUCGACGAGGACCGAAACAGCUACGGCGACGUUCUGAACCAGUUCCCGCAGGAGCUGAACAUCGGGCAGCUUUCGGCCGCCACCAUGUGGGCCGUCUUCGCGGUCGACAUGAAGUACGGCCUCGAGGAGCACGAGCAGCAUCGGCUCUGCAAGUCGUCGGCUUACAUGAACCUUCACUUCAAGGUGAAAUGGCUGUACACUAACUACGUCGAGGACGUGCCGCCUUACAAAGGAGCGGUACCGGAGUAUCCAGCCUGGUUCGAACCUUUCGUCAUGCAGUGGCUCAACGAGAACGACGACGUUUCCCUGGAGUAUCUUCACGGUGCCUUCAAUAGAGAUAAAAAGGACGGGUUCCAAAGAAGCAGCGAACACUCCCUCUUCAGUUGCUCCGUCGUCGACGUCUUCACUCAGCUGACACAGUGCUUCGAAGUCGUCUCGAGGCUGGAUUGUCCAGACCCCGAGAUAUGGAAGAGGUACAUGAAGCGAUUCGCCAAGACCAUAGUCAAGGUCCUGGUCGCGUACGCGGACAUCGUCAAGAAGGAGUUCCCUAGCCACCUGAAGGAGGAACGAGUGGCCUGCAUCCUCAUGAACAACAUCCAACAACUGCGGGUCCAGUUGGAGAAGAUGUUCGAGUCCAUGGGAGGGGAGAAGUUGGAGGAGGACGCUGCGAACAUCCUGAACGAGUUGCAGCAACAGUUGAACAGCGUCCUGGACGAUCUGGCGAUGCUCUUCGCCAAGAGUCUCGAGCCGAGAAUAAUAGCUUCCGUCCGCGAGCUCGGAGUUCUUCUUCUUGCGAUCAAAGGAGGAGGACAAGUUACCUUGACUCAGCCCGCUCAAAGGAAUGCCGUAGCCGUGGAAGCCGACGAAGUUUUGCGGCCGUUGAUGGAUUUGUUGGACGGAAGUCUCUCGAUGUACGCUCAAACUUGCGAGAAGACGGUAUUGAAAAGGUUGUUGAAGGAAUUGUGGAAGAUCGUCAUGAGGAUCCUGGAGAAAACGGUGGUCCUGCCUCCGAUGACGGACAAGAGCAUGGUGUUCAAGCAUCUGACGGAUAACGCUAAGAAUCUGGCAGCGAACGCGAAGAUAGAAGACAUGUCGAGGCUCUUUAAAAAUCACAUGGCCGGGAAACCGGACGUGAAAAACGCUCUGAGCGGCGUCAUGGACAUCUCGAAAGAGGUGGAGAAGAACCUGUCUCCGAAACAGUGCGCCGUCUUGGAUGUAGCCCUCGACACGAUAAAGGUCUACUUCCACGCGAGCGGAAAUGGCCUGAAGAAGAACUUCCUGGAGAAGUCCCCGGAGCUGCAGAGUCUGCGAUACGCCCUGAGUCUGUACACGCAGACGACGGACACGCUGAUCAAGACUUUCGUCACGUCCCAAACCAACGAAGUGCCGCUGAACGAUGCGUCGACGUUGCGUCAACGUCAGCGUUCGAUGAGCAGCGAGAGGGGCGACGAGGGCGAGGGCGUCGACGGCUUGGAAACCCUCGAAGAGCCCCUCCGCCAGACCAAACCCCCUCUGCGCAGAGAAAGCCGACAAGACACCUCUGGGUCGGACGAGGGCUCCGUGGGCGAAGUAAGCAUUCAGGUGGACCUCUUCACCCACCCUGGGACCGGAGAACACAAAGUCACCGUAAAGGUGGUAGCAGCGAACGAUCUCAAGUGGCCCGUCGCCCCCGGAAUGUUCCGACCUUUCGUCGAAGUCAACCUAAUCGGGCCGUAUCUCGCCGACAAGAAGAGAAAGCACGCGACGAAGUCGAAGAGCAACAACUGGUCGCCAAAGUUCAACGAAACCUUUCAUUUCAUCAUCGGGAAUGAAGAGCAGCUGGACUAUUACGAGCUGCACAUAUGCGUCAAGGACUACUGUUUCGCUCGCGAGGACAGGCUGGUCGGCGUGGCGGUGAUGCAGCUCAAGGACAUCGUGGACCAAGGCUCUUGCGCCUGCUGGCUGUCCCUGGGCAAGCGCAUCCAAAUGGACGAAACGGGCUGGACGAUUCUGAGGAUUCUCUCGCAGCGAAACAACGACGAGGUGGCCAAGGAAUUCGUCAAGCUGAAGAGCGACAUCAGGCAGGAAAAUCCCCAGCCGAAUCCCACCUGAAGCGCCACCGGAAACCAAGUGACAGGAACGCCACGUGACCAUCGGGCUUCGAAAGAGCCCGAAGGAGCUUAAAUUGCAAGGGGCUCGAAACGGGAAGCUCCGACGACGGACGAGGACGAGUCCACCAGGCGGAACCGAGAGAAGCCAAGAGGAGGGGACCACGCGCGGUCUCUCCGUGACCGAGCGACCGCGUCGGGAACCUCGUCGGUGCCGUCGCCGCCGACCGCCGCCGACCGCCGCCGACCGCCGCCGACCGCCGACGCGGGCUGGGCGGAAGGAGUCGGGGCCGAGGACGGAAAUCGGGUUACGUCGUCAAGAAGCGCGACCGAGUCGAGGACUCUUCGCGUCGCGUGCGCGAAAGGACGAUUUCUGCCUUCCGGGAGCCGCCCGAGACGAACGCGCGAAAACAGUGCUGCCAGUACGCAAUAUAUUCGGUAAUAUUCGUAUAUGUAAAGACGGAAGAAAUAACGAGGGGACUCGAGGGGAUCGUCCACGAAAUCGAGGACGAUCCCCACGAGACGUCGCUCGAUCGGGCGAGCAGCUCGCGAGCGGGAUCUAAAGACUUACGCGUGGAGACGUUCGAGCGUACGAGGAGGAGAUACCUUUUCACCGGCGGAAAAGUAGUCGGUCGGUGGCGUACGCUUCGAGCGCUGCUGGAGGGACGGUUUAUUUAUUGUAGAUACGUGAAAUUGUUGACGAAAAAAAGUUUUUUCUAAUACAGUCUAAGGGUAGCAUUGCGUACGACCAAUAGGUGCGUCUUGACGAUAUUCACGGCGCGCCGCUAGUAAUAAUAGGCAUUCUAAUGUAAAUUAUGUCCUCAUCGUAAAGAACCGAGCGAGAUCGCGCGAGCCGACGCGAGUUUGGCCAUCGUCGUCGUGGCUCUUUUCCUUUCUCUUCGGUUGAACCGUUGGUUCACCGGUUCUUUCGAACCCACGAUCGAGUCCAAUUAGGAAUCCGUUAGGAGCAGAUUUUCUUUCUAAAGCAAAACUUAGCCGGACACGGCGAGAGAAAACGUGCCUACCCCGUUCUCGGUCGACGCGGCGCGGCGCAGCGCGGCACCCGGAUCAAACGCGGGCGUUAAAUCGUUAUUCCGACCGUUCCAACGAAUCGACCGGCUCGUUAGGGGGUCGUUUCGACCAACGGAAGCAUCCGACGUUGAAUGGAAAAUUUUGAUCCGCAUCCCCGGGCGUCCCCGGGCGUCCCCGGGCGUCCCCGGGCGUCCCCGGACGUCGCCUGGCGCGUCCGAGAAUCCGGAAGUGCCCGGAAUCGCGACGCGCACGCACGACGGUCUCAAAAGUGUCGGCAACGCGUCCGGCGCGCGCGGUCUCGUAGUCAUCGUUCAUUUGUAAGAGUGUCUAUUUUCUCCGCUGCCUAACUAAUUACGUAUUUAUUACGACACGAGGCUGGCAACUUGUACCUGGCGGGCGACGUCGUCGAAACCUCGGUAAAACGAGUCGCCUCGACGCCGUUGCUCGCCGUUUAAUCCUCCCGCUCUCCGCUUUAUUAAAAAUCUCUCGUAAGCUUACAAGAAAAGAACAAAAAUAUCUCGUAUAUUCUGUGAUAAUUACCCUUUAAACUUAGGCAUACGGUCCCGCGCGCGGGGGAGCACCGCACGCGUCAUACCCUACGCGUCACACGACCGUCACGAACGGCGGGACACUUUCGAUUUCCACUUCGAAUCGAGAGCGACGGCUCUCCGAUUACGGCGCGUAACCGCGGCCGGGGGAAUCGCAAAGUCGACGAAGAGGCGAACGGCAGGGAGGCGGUAGGGACAGGAGGCACCGGCGGUUUCGUUCCGUUCGUCCAAGUCGGAGUUUACCGCGGUCUUUUCCCGCGUUUCGUAAGCGAGCCGUUCUCCGCGCUCGUGCCCCGCUGCUUGCGAAAGUUCGGCUUUCCGAACCGACCGUUUACGCGACGCCGUUACCGGGAACGGCUAACCGUUGACAAUACUAAGCUCGAGGAAUCGUGCGGCGCGUAUGUACGGUGUGUCCGAUUAAACGUUAAUCUAGACCAAGGGAAUGCCUGUACCCUGCGAAUGAGAGCCGUUGCCAGAGAAAGGUAGAGAGUCCUACGGGAAUUCGACGGAGACGAAUCGAGGACGGUCCAGGAGGGCGUAUCCGAGUCAAACACGCACAUUUCAACGCGAAGGAAAUGCUCGGCAAAGGGGGAAACUUCGCGUCGACCGCGAGGGCCAAGAAACACGGUUCGAAAUCAAGGGAUCUCGUCGAUGCGGGACAGGGUCGCGAUUAGCUAUCACCUGGAUACGUGGCUCCUGCAGGGAGCGCAGUCGGCUUCGUUCACGGCGAGCUUCCCACCGAGGACGUUCAUUUAUUUCCACGAUGAGAAAUUGAGAAAUUCCUUUUGACGAAAGGUCGAGGAAACGUCUUUUCUUACGUCGUCCGUAAAUCUUUAACAGGCUACAAUUGGACGGUUUAGUUUUUACAUUAGCCGAUGGGGAAGAAGGGCACGUGAGACGGAGGGGGAGAGACGUUGCGAGACCUGUAAAAUGUGUACUUUUACGUACGUUAGUACAUCAUUCGUGUACAUGGAUCCGUUGCGGUUGGGCGAUUAGAAGAUAUCAGGUAGGGGAGAGAAAGAGGGUCGCAACGAGUAACCUACUAAUUUAUAAGUGGCUAGGGAGGAGAGUUGGCGGGAGACAAAGUUAUACAUAUAUAAAUAUUAUGUAUGUAUAUAUAUAUAUAUGUGUGUUUGUGUGCAUAUAUAUGUAUAUACAUCACACCGUUGAUCAUUGUGCCGUGUCCAUAUCAUUACAUCUUGUAGAUGAACCUUAAACGAAAACGAGCCUCUACGCGGUUUAUUAUUAUAUUAAACUACUGAAGUAAGACUAGUUAGAUAGUUCAGAAUUGCAACAUGGGUCGAAGACGUUGUAAGAAUGUUGAGGCUCGAAGGACGCAACGGAUCGGUAACGAGGAAGUAUCGUUAAGAUAAAACCGUUUUUAAAUUGGGUUUCUUAUCUUGACCUGACAAAGUACCGUCAAGUUCGUCCUGGUUUCGGUAUCGUAUUCUUUUUCACCUAAAUCCUCCGUUGCAUUCUUCGAGUAAUUUUUCGGGGAUCCAUCUUAGGAACUUCGGAACUUUUCAAGCCAUUUCGGAACGAAAGAACACUUGUAUAUUAACUAAUUAAUUUCAAUUUUAUUUACCGAUAUUCACGUUUUGAUAAGCAGUUUUCGAAGGAACGACGAUGGAAUUCUCGUUCCUUAAUGUCAGUCUCCUUUCAUCUCUAUGGGGGCAUAAAUAUUAAUCGUUGAAAAGGCUCGAAAGGUUCAGGUUAAGUGAGACACAAACCACUCUGUCAGUAAUUCUCCCUCGUUAUCGUCGUAGAAUAUUCCGAGACAAAAAUGGGAGGGUUCGUACGCCGAAAAAGCUACUCCACCAAAUAUGCCAACCAUCUAUGGAAGUCCAUCUAUGAAAGCACGUUACACUGUACAAACGAACACUUAUAAAAAUGAUUACACAUAAUUUUUGCAUGCCUCACGCGUUUUAUAUUUUAUUCGUAUCGACAUAAGAAAGAAACACACACAUUGUCUAAACGUACUCGUUUCUAUGUGCAGUCGGUCAUGCAUCUCUUAGCACUUAACGAAUUCCAUCAAUUUCCGCAACCGCGAACAUUCACUAGAUAUUAAACGUUAAAGAUGGCUAAUGAAUAGCGCGCAAUGCAAUUGACAUGGAUUUCGAAUCAUCAUCGACCGAUGCUUUUCUCUUGGCGAGUUAAGCCUCGAUCGACAGCCAGAGAGUCGUUCUCGAUCAAAUCGAAACUUCUAAUUGAUUUGCACAAGUAAUCGAGGGAGCAAUAAAAACUGAAGGUUUUAUAAUGAUUUGCGAUAUCGAUGCCGAGAUUACAAUCAGGAGUGGGAAUAACUGGCAGCGGCGUGUGUGCCGUGUAUUUUGCGAUGUAACGAUACAUUGUCCUAGAGUCCCAAAUGGUCAUCUCUACCGUCACCGACAUCGUCGUUGAGAAUUGACAUCCACUCCGGUCCUACUCCGUUCAUUUCUAAUUCCUAUAGACGUGCGUGUGUAAGACAUUAUCUACUGCAUUUCAGUCGCGGGAUCACGAGCAUCUUCGUACUAAAAUGCGAUACAUAUUCAAAUUUAAUAUAUAUUUAAUAACGAACGGGCAUGCGAGAGCCCGGGCAUGAUCGAAAUCUGAGUGAUGUCUCCGAAGAAAACAGAAGUCGCGAACGUUUUUCAUCUCUCCUUGUAAUUAUUCGCCGGACAUGCGACUCUGUCCCUCGUGAGCGUGUCACUUUAACGUCCAACUUUGCAAUUGAUAUGAUUUUUUACAAGAGGAUAGCUGUCUUCGUUUCUCGCGUUGUUGACUCAAUAGUUUAGGUUAUAAAGAAAAAUGAAAUAUACGAAAGUCCGCUAUUUCUGUUUUCCUCAUUUCCAAGUGUCUUUUCACGCGUUCCAGUUGCACAAGAUCGAACAAAGCGUUACACGAUUUCGUGCCGCGAAUGAUUCAUUCUAAAAGCAGAAAUACCAAAGUCUGUUAGGAUAUUCAUUAGAUCCGUUUUACAAGUUCAAUUCUUUGAGGAAAUACUA
Molecule: messenger RNA, 13848 nt
Organism: Orussus abietinus
Lineage: Eukaryota; Metazoa; Arthropoda; Insecta; Hymenoptera; Orussidae
Gene: unc-13
Exons: 21
Coding region: 1-9288 (3095 amino acids)
Biological process (GO): presynaptic dense core vesicle exocytosis; neuromuscular junction development; dense core granule priming
Cellular component (GO): presynaptic active zone cytoplasmic component; neuromuscular junction; presynaptic membrane
Molecular function (GO): phospholipid binding; syntaxin-1 binding; diacylglycerol binding
Source: RefSeq, a predicted model, not a curated record